AUGACAAAAGAUUGCACGUUCGCGCAUUUUUGCGACUCGUCCUCUUCGUUAACGCGAAGGAGCCCAACCACGGUGAGAGUAAGCUUCAAGUACAAACAUCGAGAAGGUCUAGUGCGCAUGUCUAUUGUUGCGGGAAAAGAUUUUGCUACUCACUCAACGCGGACAGUCGUCGAAGCUCGCAGAAUAAUAGAACUAAGUUCCAGUCUACUAUCACUUUUAUCGAAAUAA
Molecule: messenger RNA, 228 nt
Organism: Ostreococcus lucimarinus CCE9901
Lineage: Eukaryota; Viridiplantae; Chlorophyta; Mamiellophyceae; Mamiellales; Bathycoccaceae
Gene: Srp9
Product: Signal recognition particle 9 kDa protein, putative
Exons: 3
Coding region: 1-228 (75 amino acids)
Biological process (GO): SRP-dependent cotranslational protein targeting to membrane
Cellular component (GO): signal recognition particle
Molecular function (GO): 7S RNA binding
Source: RefSeq, a predicted model, not a curated record